Molecule: messenger RNA, 3187 nt
Organism: Plectropomus leopardus (leopard coralgrouper)
Lineage: Eukaryota; Metazoa; Chordata; Actinopteri; Perciformes; Serranidae
Gene: tmcc3
Product: transmembrane and coiled-coil domain family 3
Cellular component (GO): endomembrane system
Source: RefSeq, a predicted model, not a curated record
GCUGAGGGGCGAGUCGCACCGUGGCCGCCGUCGGUCGGUUUUUCCAGCAGCUGUGGCAGCGUGCGGGAGCCGCGAUGGCAUGUGUUGCACCGACGGCGUUAACGGACAACGGUCAACUUUACACCUGAGGAAGACAAAACCGGAGAUCCAGUCUGAGUCCCGAGAUUAUGUCCGGAGCUUGUCGUGCUGCUGUGGAGAAAAGUUUACCAGGAGUCGGCAUACAGUCACACCAGCGGCGGUAAUAUGGCGGAGCGAAGCGCUUGUGAUGUCCUCAGCAUCCCGGUGCCCAUCCGUCGCGGCGGCUCAGAGUCCAACCUGGACGUGGUGGACAGCGUCGGGGAUGACGGAGUGGGCCUGGAUUUCACCAAGGGAGCGCUGGGUAUCGACAGCCUGCAGCAGAAGAUCCUCAAGGUGACGGAGCAGAUUAAGGUGGAGCAGACGGCUCGGGACCAGAACGUCGCCGAGUACCUGAAGCUGGUGAACAACGCCGACAAGCAGCAGGUUGGACGGAUACGGCAGGUGUUUGAAAAGAAGAACCAGAAGUCGGCGCACACAAUCGCCCGGCUGCAGAGGAAGCUGGAGCAGUAUCACCGCCGCGUGAAGGACAGCGAGACCAACGGGAAGCACAGCCACAAGGACGGCAGCAGCAAGGAGUCCGGGACUCACAGCAAAGAGGGCAGCCUGAAGGACGUCAGCGCCACCGGACGCCACCCGGCGCUGGAUAAAGUGAAGACGAUCGGGCCCGGGGUGUCGCUCUCACCGCCUUUCUUCUUCAACAAGUCACGGGAGUUCGCCAACCUCAUUAGGAACAAGUUCGGCAGCGCAGACAACAUCGCCCACCUCAAGAGCUCCAUGGAGGCGGGGUCGGGGCUGCAGGUGGAUGCCGGGGCGAGAGGGCUGAGCGGGAGCGCCACCACAGUAGCCAAGGCGACAAAGUACCAGAGUGACGACGAGUGCUCCACGGGGACGUCUGCGUCCGCCGAUUCAAACGGGAACCCGGCCGGAGGCUCCGGGGCGGGGUCUGGAGGUCCCGGGAGGUCAGACUCCAACGGGCGGCUCGGAGAGGUGCUGGAGAUGGUCCGGGAGAUCAGGGAGGCUCAGUCGCAGCUGGCCGAGGACAUGGAGACUCUGAGCGCACAGUUCAAACGAGAUUACAGCUACUUCACUCAGAUGAUGCAGGAAGAGAGAUACAGGUAUGAGCGUUUAGAGGACCAGUUAAAUGACCUGACGGAGCUCCACCAGCAUGAGACCAGUAAUCUGAAGCAGGAACUGGCCAGUAUAGAGGAGAAGGUGGCCUACCAGGCCUACGAGAGGGCGAGGGACAUUCAGGAGGUCCUGGAGUCGUGCCAGACUCGUGUGUCUAAGCUGGAGCUGCAGCAGCAGCAGCAGCAGACGGUUCAGCUGGAAAACACCGACGCCAAGGUGCUGCUGGGGAAAUGCAUCAACAUCAUGCUCGCUAUUGUCACCGUCAUACUGGUGUGCGUCUCAACGGCGGCCAAGUUCACCGCCCCGCUGCUGCGUAGCCGCCUCCACCUGGCGCUCACCUGCGUGGGCGUGUCUGUGUUGGCGCUGCUGUGGAAGAACUGGGAACAUUUACAGUGCGCUUUGGAACGAUUGCUCCUCCCGCACUGAUGCACGGAGCGCAGACGAGACCGGGAAACGUACCCUGGAGUUUCCGUGAGGUGUCGGGGAGGAGUUUACAUGUAGCCUUACAGCAGCCCUAACUCCCCAGAGAUUUCGGGCUCUGCGGUGAUUCACGGCUCUGUGCUUUGCAUGUCUAAAUCGGGUCCACACAAAGCCUUUCCCAGAAUGCUCCUCCACUGUAAUUCCACCACUCAGAUGUAAGCUAAUAUAACUGUGACAGAAUCUAAAGGUGCAAACACGUAACAUUUGCACAACGCUGACAAAAAUGUGCAUCACUACAGUCCAAAGUAUCAGACCACUAAAAGGUGAAUCAGCUGGAGCUGAUGGGCCGUAUUAUUCGGAUUGGUCACCUGUUCUCAGAACAUUCUGGAUCCACAACAGAAAGUCUAAAUAUAGAGGACAUCAUCGCUGCAUGGAAAUACAGCGAUUAUUUCCUGUCCUUAAAGGGAAGUGUAUCUGUGACAGCACCACCUCACUUUGGACGAACACUCACUGGCAGUUUGUGUCCAGUCUUGAAGCUGCAAACACAGGACGCCUCCUCGCACACCAGCCAGCUGUGACGACACAAAGACACACACACCUGAAGGUUGAUUUGUACCGCGUGUACCGAACCACUCUGUAUUUAUGUGACGUUUUCGUUUCUUGUCGGUGUCUCGUUCAAAACGACAUUUUUUAAGCCGUUGUUUUAAACUGUGCGUUUGUCUGAGUGUGCGUUCAUGUUGUGUACGCCAGCCUGUGUGUUGUUUGUCUUGUUUCACAUUUUGCGAAAUGUUGGCUGUCUUGCUGAGUUUGGUUAGAAGAUUGACGCCACGCUUGUCAAAAUAUGAAACUGUAGAGAUUAGCACAAAGACCGGAAACAAGGCGAAACGGCUACAGUGGCUCUUUUGGAAGAUUACAAAAUCCACCCGCCAACACCUGUAAAACCCACUAAUUAAGAAUUUAUAUGUUAUUUUAUCUAUAAAAGAUCAAACGUUAGCGUGUAAAUGGCCCCAUAGUGUAACCCAUAGGAUGUAUAAAAUCUUGGAUUUUAAUAAUAAGUCAUGAAAUUUUGUUGCGUAUUGAAAUCGUUACAGUAAUCUUCUGUGGAUAAACUGUAACAUUACGGCAUUUUUAAAAAUUUCCUGAGCUUCUGAUGUAAAAUAUAGCCCUUAUAUGAGUCGAUGGGUACCAUUUUGCUGGCUGAAAUAACUAUUAUGGGCAAAAAUAAAUAUUAAAAAUAAAAAUAAAAUAUUAAUUAUUCAGCUUUAAAGGUUCUCGCAGGUAGAUUUUGUUCCUCGGGGUAUCUGUUUCCCCUCGUUUCCAGUCUUUGUGCUAACAGCUCGUAAUUCGUGUGUCGAUCUUCUCAUCUUCUUUGCAAGAAAGCUUGAAAGCAUAUUUCCCAAAAUGUCAAACUCCUCCUUUUUAAAGUAAAGUUUUUAAACUGCCUCCUGUCUUGUUGAUUUGAUGCUUUGGGGUUUUUCAUCAUGUGAAAUCAGUUUGAUGUUUUUCAAGUUGCUUCUCAGAGCUAUUUGAGUUAAAAAAAAAACAAAACAGUUGAGUUGAC